UGUGUUCGGUCACUUCCUGCGCGGCGCGGCGUGGCCAGGCGGCUGGGUGCCCGGAGGGUUCAGUCAGCAGCAAGAUGCGAAUCGAGAAAUGUUACUUCUGCUCCGGGCCCAUCUACCCGGGACACGGGCUCAUGUUCGUGCGGAAUGACUGCAAGGUCUUUAGGUUCUGCCGAUCAAAAUGCCACAAAAACUUUAAAAAGAAACGAAAUCCCAGAAAGGUCAGAUGGACCAAAGCCUUCCGGAAAGCAGCUGGUAAAGAACUAACAGUGGAUAAUUCAUUCGAGUUUGAAAAACGUAGAAAUGAGCCACUGAAAUACCAGAGAGAGCUAUGGAGCAAAACUGUUGAUGCAAUGAAGAGAGUGGAAGAGAUCAAACAAAAACGCCAAGCUAAAUUUAUCAUGAACAGACUAAAGAAGAGCAAAGAGCUGCAGAAGGCACAAGACAUCAAAGAAGUCAAGCAAAACAUACACCUUGUUAGGGCUCCACAUGCAGGCAAAGCAAAACGGCUGGAGGAGAAAAUGGUACAGAAACUGCAAGAGGAUGUAGCUAUGGAAGAAGAGUCCUGAAAACCUUGUCGUUUUUUUCCUUCUAUUUUUACCUCCUCAACUUACCAUUUUUUUUGAUUCUCUAGAGUUCUGACUUGUGCAUUACUGAUUCAUUUGAUAUUUGUUCAUUGAAAUGAAAGGUUAUUAAACACACCCUAGAUGCACUGUGUGUGUGUGU
Messenger RNA from Gopherus flavomarginatus (Mexican gopher tortoise), 723 nucleotides. RefSeq names its product ribosomal L24 domain containing 1 (gene RSL24D1). The record is from RefSeq and is a predicted model, not a curated record. Gene Ontology annotation, biological process: ribosomal large subunit biogenesis. NCBI's taxonomy places the organism in Eukaryota, Metazoa, Chordata, Testudines, Testudinidae. Gene Ontology annotation, cellular component: nucleolus. The transcript is spliced from 6 exons. The coding region runs from base 75 to 566 and encodes 163 amino acids.